Molecule: messenger RNA, 798 nt
Organism: Mollisia scopiformis
Lineage: Eukaryota; Fungi; Ascomycota; Leotiomycetes; Helotiales; Mollisiaceae
Product: cis-golgi transport protein particle complex subunit
Exons: 3
Coding region: 177-632 (151 amino acids)
Biological process (GO): endoplasmic reticulum to Golgi vesicle-mediated transport
Cellular component (GO): TRAPP complex
Source: RefSeq, a predicted model, not a curated record
GACUGGACUUGAACACUAGACUUCACAUAUUGAUGCGCCGGAUCCCUUCAUCACCAGAACUCGAAAUUAAUUGUUGCAUUUAUAUGUCCUUGAUACUCCAUUGAAGGACCUUCAGCUCUGCGAACAUUCUAGCCCCUGGAAUCUCGAAGACAGUUGCCUUCCCAAAGAGCCUCAAAAUGGUCGUCUUCGCACUCAUAAUAAUAAACAAAGCCGGAGGAUUAAUCUACCAACGCGACUUCGCAGAAGGACUCAACAAACUCUCCAUAAACGACUACCUCGUCCUCGCCGGCACAUUUCACGGAGUCCACGCAAUAACAACCCGCCUCAACCCGCUCCACCAACACAACCUCCCUCCCUCCACCUCCGACGUACGACCCGACCCUCCUUCAGGAAUCGAAGUCCUGGAGACAGAGAACUUCCGCCUACAAUGCUUCUCGACUUUGACCGGGACGAAGUUUCUGCUGUUUACGGAACCGCAGCAGCCGAAUGUUGAUAAGAUCGUUGGGAGGAUAUACGAGUUGUAUUCUGAUUAUGUGAUGAAGAAUCCGUUUUAUCAGUUGGAGAUGCCGGUGAGGUGUGAGAGUUUUGAUAGGAAAUUGGUGCAGUAUGUUAGGCCGUUGAAUAGUAGGUGAGGGAAUGGAGAUAGGAUGGAAUAUGGGUAUAAGAGAAUACUGGCUGGGCGUGGAGAAAGGUCUGGUCAAGCUAUAGACUUGGAGAGGCAUGCUAUGACAGAGGAUCAACGAGCAGAAGGCCAAGCGCAACCUUCGGAAUAGAAGGCAGAGGGAAUGCUGCUCAGAG